Molecule: messenger RNA, 4542 nt
Organism: Solanum pennellii
Lineage: Eukaryota; Viridiplantae; Streptophyta; Magnoliopsida; Solanales; Solanaceae
Product: protein STICHEL
Exons: 6
Coding region: 494-4309 (1271 amino acids)
Biological process (GO): DNA-templated DNA replication; DNA repair
Cellular component (GO): nucleus; DNA polymerase III complex; DNA replication factor C complex
Molecular function (GO): ATP binding; DNA binding; DNA-directed DNA polymerase activity
Source: RefSeq, a predicted model, not a curated record
GAAGACUGACUCUAGUGAAGUAAUACAAAUUGAUUCUUGAAAAAUCUCUAAAUUAUAUCUUAGGCGGGUUUGGAGGGAAAAUUUCUCUGUUUCAUUUUGUUUUCUUCGAUUUCUACGAAAUUUUUUACUUCUUCUUUCUGCUGGCUGGCUAAUACUCACUCUUGCCAUUUUCAUAACCUUAAUAACCACUUUAACCUUAACCCUAGACCCCAACAUUAACUCACUUGUCUUGUACAUUUUUCUUCAUUUUAGCUUCAUUCUUCCCAUACCCAUCUCCUCUUUUCAGAGCCCAAAUUCAUUGCCAUCACACUUUAUUGUUAAGAAAAAAGUCAUUUUUGUCAGAUCUGAGUAUACCUCUUUCUUCUUGAUUUCACUUAGUUAUGGUCCCUUUCUUCUUUUUUUGAGUACAAUGGGGUGUUAUAAAUGAACCCUUUUUGGCAUUUCACUUACUUUCUUGGACUUUACUAUAAUCUUUUUUGAAUAAAAAUAUAGCAUGUCAUCGGAAAAGUUCAGCCAUGGUGGUGGUGGCAAUAGUGGGGUUAUUGGGAAUGGCUUUGAUCCAAGUAAUCUUCAUUUGAAAAAAGAAUUAACCCAAAUCAAGAAAGCUGCUAAAGUGUUGAGAGAUCCAGGGACCAGUUCCUCUUGGCGUUCACCACUUAACUCUGCUAGAUCUGUAGCUACAGCAGAAGCACGCAAGCAUCAUUAUUUUCAUCAUCAUAAGGGUAGUAAUCCUACUAAGCAUCAAGUUAGUGGCUCUUUUGAUGCUAAAGGAACUAUCUUUGAGCAAGUUGAUAGAAAUGGUGCCACUGGAAAUAAUGGGAAAGAGAAAAAAGUGUUUCUUUAUAAUUGGAGGUCACAAAAGUCCGAGAGUGAAAGGAGUAGAAAACUAGGUGAUGAGGAAGAUAUUGGAAAUGGCAAUGAUGAUGGGUCUUCUUCAACUCCAGAGGAGAGUGUGGAGGAUAGUUUGAGUGAUGCGCGGCAUGGUGGCAAUGAUUCCAAGAGUGAUACUUAUGUAAGUGAUAGGUAUGCUUCAACGAUUUUAAAGUGUAAAGAUACUAACUUUAUGCCAUCUAUUAGACGUAACAUGAAGAAAAAAUCAAGUAGAAGUAAUUAUUCUAGUGCUGUUUUAAAACAUCAUAGUGAAAAGUUGCAGUUGCAGCAACAAAUUGUUCCUAGUAGGAUUUCUAGAAGAGCGUCGGAGGGUUUAGGUACAGGGAGGGAUGAUUCCACGAGUUUGGUUGAUCAAUCUGAUGAUACUGAGGAUUAUUGUAAUUCUGAGGAUAUAAGGAGGAUUUCUGCAGCUUCACCAUUGCUUGCGAAGAUUAAGAAUAGGAAUCGGGCUUAUUGGUCAUCUAAGUUGAGAAAUAGUGGGAGGGAGGAUUCGUCUUAUACAUAUAGCACCCCUGCAUUGUCUACAAGUUCUUUCAACAGAUAUGCUAUUCGAAAUCCAAGUACUGUUGGGUCAUGGGAUGCCACAACGGCUUCUCUCAAUGAUGGGGAUGAUGAGGUGGAUGAUCAGCUUGAUUUGCCUGGUCGACAGGGAUGUGGGAUUCCUUGUUGGUCCAGGAGGUCAACACCAAAAUAUAGGGGUGGGGGUGGGAGUUGUUAUUCACCAUCCUUUUCUGAUACUUUGAGGAGGAAAGGAAGCAGCAUUUUGUGUGGAAGUCAAACUAUGUAUCAAAGAAGACGCCGCGGAUCAUCUUUAGGUUACACCAAGAGGAGACACAGUUCGAGGAAUGGUGCUCAAGGCCUCAUUCCAUUGCUAACCAAUGGUGAUGGACAAGGAUUAUCCUCAAUGGGAACUGGACAUAGUGAUGAUGAGCUCUCCACAAACUUUGGGGAACUUGAUCUCGAGGCAUUGAGUAGGUUGGACGGGAAGAGGUGGUCUACUAGCUGCAGAAGUCAAGAUGGACUAGAGCUGGUGGCACUGAAGGGAGAAGAUGGAGAGGAGGGCUCCCCGGAAAAUAUCAGAAGCUUGAGCCAGAAGUACAGGCCUAUGUUUUUCGAGGAAUUAAUUGGGCAGAACAUUGUUGUUCAGUCCUUAGUGAAUGCAAUCUCCAGGGGACGAAUUGCCCCUGUUUAUCUUUUCCAGGGCCCACGAGGGACUGGAAAGACAUCAACAGCAAGAAUUUUCACUGCUGCUUUGAAUUGCCUUGCCUCUGAAGAAACUAAACCCUGUGGUGUCUGCAGAGAAUGUGCAGAUUUCAUGUCGGGGAAAUGUAAGAAUCUUAGAGAAGUUGAUGGGACGAACAAAAAAGGAAUUGAUAAAGUUAAAUAUCUUCUGAAGAAUCUGGCAGCAAGUCAGCAAUCAUCUUCAGGAUUCAAGGUUUUUGUUGUUGAUGAAUGUCACUUGCUGCCUUCAAAGACAUGGCUAGCAUUCCUGAAGUUCCUUGAAGAACCACCACCAAGAGUUGUCUUCAUAUUUAUAACUACUGAUCUUGACAAUGUGCCGCGUGCUGUAUUGUCUCGGUGUCAGAAGUACCUUUUCAAUAAAAUUAGGGAUGGUGAUAUUGUGCUCAGAUUAAAGAAGAUUUCUUCCGAUGAGGAUUUGGAUGUGGAGUCAGAAGCAUUAGAUUUGAUUGCUCUAAAUGCAGAUGGAUCACUUCGAGAUGCAGAAACUAUGUUAGACCAGCUCAGUUUGUUGGGGAAACGAAUCACUACUUCUUUGGUUAAUGAUCUGAUUGGUGUGGUUUCAGAUGAGAAGUUACUGGAACUUUUAGAGCUAGCCAUGUCAUCAGACACUGCAGAAACAGUGAAAAGAGCCCGGGAAUUGUUGGAUUCAGGUGUUGAUCCAAUAGUUUUGAUGUCUCAAUUGGCUACUCUCAUCAUGGAUAUAAUUGCUGGAACUCAUCCAAUAGUUGAUGCAAAGCAAACUGAUAUCUCUGGCGGUAAAAGUUUGAACGAGACAGAACUGGAUAGAUUGAAGCAUGCACUAAAGCUUCUUUCUGAGGCAGAGAAACAACUAAGGGUUUCAAGUGAACGUUCGACUUGGUUUACAGCAACCCUGCUGCAGUUGGGUUCUGCUACUUCACUAGAUCGAACUCAUUCAGGAAGCAGUCACAGGCUGAGUUCUAAGACAACAGAGGAAGAUCCUUCUAGUAGAGAAGCUAUAUCCCUGAGGCAGAGAACUGAUAUUCACCAUGCACCAUGUAAGUCAGGUUCUCCCUCAUCUUUUGCGAAAGCCAACCGUCGAAACUCAGCAAAUAGAGAAUUGACACUUUCAUCCAUGAAUGGGGAGCCAUUGGGUGGUCCACAUGAUGACACUAAGGACAGCAAGACAGCAUCUAGGUGCCCCAACACAAACGUGUUGGAUGAUAUCUGGAUCAGAUGCAUUGAUAAAUGCCACUCCAACACUUUGAAGCAAUUGCUUCAUACUUGUGGAACACUUCUGUCGAUCUCUGAAGUUGAAGGUGGUUUUGUUGCUCAUAUUGCCUUUCGUGAUAGCAAGGUUAAAUUGAGAGCAGAGAGGUUUCUUAGCAGUAUCACGAAUUCAUUUGAAACUAUUUUAAGGAGCAAUGUAGAGGUUAGACUUGUUCUGCUACCAGAUGGGGAGACAUCUGAUGAUAGUGUAAAGCCAAUUACAUUGAUCAAUUCUGGAGGUUUGAAACAGAUGGGUUCUCAAAAUAAUAUGGUGAAGAGGGAAAUAGCAGUUAGCUCAAAUCAGGAUCCGCUGCAGGUAUCAAGAAGUAGCUUUAAUGAUCCUGAAAGCAAGAUGGUUGAAACUUUUGAGUCAGCAAGUGGAAAUGCUGGAACGAGUAGUUCUAAAGAGGGAAUCUCAGAAAUUCCAGUGCAGAGAAUAGAAUCCAUCAUACGUGAGCAGAGGUUAGAAACAGCAUGGUUACAAGCAAUGGAGAAAGGCACUCCUGGAUCAAUGAGUCGCCUGAAACCUGAGAGGAACCAAGUCCUGCCACAAGAUGGUCUUUAUCAUAACAACCAACUAGAACCAAUUAAUUCAAGGGAACUGUCCUCCCAGCAUUGGCAUGAUGAUCUAAAUGAGGAAAUUAGAAGUCUGAAGAUGAUUGACGGAAAGGCUGUUCAGAAGGAUCAGACCAGUAAAAAGGGCGACAGUUAUCCCAUUUCACCAAGUUUGUUGCAUAAUGGCAUAUAUGGCAGUAAUUUCAGCAAAGAGAGCAUGGGUUAUGAAUCAGGACCUGGAGCUGGAGGUUGUUUCUGUUGGAACAACAGCAGACCCCAAAGAAGGGGCAAGGUUAAACAAGGGACCCCUGUGAGACCACCUAAAGGUGGACGGUUCUUAUGGUUUGGGGAGUGUGCAAAACCAAGGAGAACAGAGAGUAGAUUGAGAAGAUAGCAUUGAAGCUCCAGAUUAAGAAUGUUCAUUUUCUUUUAGUUGGUCUACUGUAUUUAUUCCAUCUGCUGGGGCCAUUCUAUUCUUUCAUGGAUAUCAAGCUCAUUAAAGGAUUAUGUAAAGUUGUUGCUCUGGGCUUCUGAAAUUUCCUUUAGUCCAGUCAGUUCAGUGAAAUUAAUAAAAGGUCAAUUAGGAAACAUUUUUCUCUUGCUAUUGAGUACAUCUUUAUUACCUUC